Molecule: messenger RNA, 747 nt
Organism: Penaeus vannamei (Pacific white shrimp)
Lineage: Eukaryota; Metazoa; Arthropoda; Malacostraca; Decapoda; Penaeidae
Gene: Pfdn4
Product: prefoldin subunit 4
Biological process (GO): protein folding
Cellular component (GO): prefoldin complex; cytoplasm
Source: RefSeq, a predicted model, not a curated record
GAUUAAAAUAAAACUCUUCCUAUCUGACACCAAACUCACAAACAGUUUCGGUCUCCGCCUUGUUUUGGUGUGAAUCAUGGCGACUGUGGCGAAGGACUCAGAUGUACACAUCACGUACGAUGACCAACAGAAAAUAAACAAAUUUGCACGGUGCAAUGCUCGCCAUGGAGACGUAAAGGAGGAACUAAAAAUGAAAGAGAAUGAAUUACAGAAUUUACAAGAUGCUGAAGAUGAAAUUAUGAUCGCAUUAGAUGGUGAUGAGAAGGUUCCUUAUAUGGUGGGUGAGGUGUUCAUUAUGAAAUCCCAAGAUGAAGCCCAGGAGGCCAUAGCUGCACAGCGGGAGGUCCUCCAGGAGGAGAUUGCGGGUCUCAACACCCGAGCAGGAGAGCUUCAGGAGACCAUGACACAGCUCAAAGGCGACUUGUAUGGAAAAUUUGGCAAUAAUAUCAAUCUUGAACCGGAAGAAGAAUAAGCUCAUUUAUCGUUAUUGUGGAUAUACUCAAUUUGUAUGACAUAGUUUUCACCUUGUCCUUCACACUGUUCCGUGAAUAUUAUGUGUAGGAGAAAAGAAAGCCCAUGAUUGGAUUAUUGAUAUUCAGAAAAGAUUCCAUUUCACAAUAGAGUGUCAUCAAUCAUGAUAAUUUGUGAUUUCGAGAGUUUGUGUUUUAGUCCGAUCAUCUGUUUAUUAUAAUUUUUACUUCGUCCCACAUCUAACGUGCAGAAAAUAAAACUCGUACACAGACAAUA